Colletotrichum lupini is the source of this 540-nucleotide messenger RNA. RefSeq lists its product as uncharacterized. Lineage: Eukaryota; Fungi; Ascomycota; Sordariomycetes; Glomerellales; Glomerellaceae. The record is from RefSeq and is a predicted model, not a curated record. The transcript has a single exon. Bases 1 to 540 code for a protein of 179 amino acids.
AUGAUUCAAAAUUUCUGUUGCUCAUCAUGGUGCUCGACGGGUCACGAAGUCAUUCCGGAAAAGAUUAUCUCGACAUAUAGAAUGAGUGUCUUUUCAGCAACUUAUUCGGAGCGGGGGGCAACAGGUGUUUCUGUUAUGGGCUCACAUGGGAAAUAUGAAAUGGGUGGUGGCGGGCAAAGACAUGCGUUGCUAUUGUUUUGCGGCAAAUCUCCAAAGCUUGGAAACGGUACCGGGAAAUACCUUUUUGGGAAAGGUGGAGUUGGUCAUGAAUUUUGGGUGCGGCCUGCUGGCGAACCUCUGCAUUGUUACCUUGUCUGGUUGAGCGAUGUGGACGGGGAUCGCGCAGUCCUUUAUUGCUUUCUUGCGCCUCUUCUCUCAUUUCAUUAUUCGAGGAUGGACUAUUCUUACUACUAUUGGUCGACGUUCUGGCGGUGCAGGUCUAGCACCUCGCGACACUGGAAACGGUUGGUGGUGGUGGAGUCAUACCUUGUCUGGGCACUUUCGCGAGCAUCUCGGAAGAGUUGUGUGUUUCUUGGGUAG